Brassica rapa (field mustard) is the source of this 3268-nucleotide messenger RNA. Its product is annotated as glutamate decarboxylase 1. Gene Ontology annotation, molecular function: pyridoxal phosphate binding; glutamate decarboxylase activity. Gene Ontology annotation, cellular component: cytosol. NCBI's taxonomy places the organism in Eukaryota, Viridiplantae, Streptophyta, Magnoliopsida, Brassicales, Brassicaceae. The record is from RefSeq and is a predicted model, not a curated record. Gene Ontology annotation, biological process: L-glutamate catabolic process.
CGGAGAAAGGAAACUUCUAAAAGUUAGUUCAUUUCAAAAUAUAUUAUUACACAAAUAACCCAUAUGGUUAAUUGGUUAUCAUUCAAUAUCAUUUAUUAUUGAUAUAAAACCCCUCACUAGGUGUUUCUCCAUUUCCUCCAAUCCCAUUCGGCCAUUCAUCACUUUCCUCGAUCUCAUUCUCUCUCUCAUCAUCGUCUUGUGUUAUUUCUCUCUCUCUCUCUCAUCGCCGUGAUGGUGCUCUCUCACGCCGCAUCGGAUUCGGACGUCUCCGUCCACUCCACAUUCGCGUCACGAUACGUUCGAACUUCACUUCCUAGGUUCAAGAUGCCGGAAAACUCGAUUCCAAAAGAAGCGGCGUAUCAGAUAAUAAACGAUGAGUUGAUGCUUGACGGUAAUCCAAGGCUAAACUUGGCCUCCUUCGUGACCACGUGGAUGGAGCCUGAGUGCGACAAGCUCAUCAUGGCUUCCAUUAACAAGAACUAUGUCGACAUGGACGAGUACCCUGUCACCACCGAACUUCAGAACCGAUGUGUGAACAUGAUUGCACAUCUAUUCAACGCACCUUUAGGAGAGACAGAGACAGCCGUUGGAGUAGGGACCGUUGGAUCAUCUGAGGCCAUAAUGUUGGCCGGUUUGGCCUUUAAGCGUAAAUGGCAGAACAAGCGUAAAGCGGAAGGCAAACCUUUUGAUAAACCCAACAUUGUCACUGGAGCUAAUGUUCAAGUGUGUUGGGAGAAAUUCGCUAGGUACUUUGAGGUUGAGCUUAAGGAAGUGAAACUAAGCGAAGGGUAUUAUGUGAUGGACCCGGAGCAAGCUGUUGAGAUGGUCGAUGAGAACACUAUAUGUGUUGCGGCUAUUCUUGGUUCCACUCUUAAUGGAGAAUUUGAAGAUGUCAAACUCUUGAAUGAUCUCUUGGUCCUAAAGAACAAAGAAACCGGAUGGGACACACCAAUCCAUGUGGAUGCGGCAAGUGGAGGAUUCAUAGCACCGUUUUUGUAUCCAGAAUUGGAAUGGGACUUUAGACUGCCUUUGGUGAAGAGUAUAAAUGUGAGUGGUCACAAGUAUGGACUUGUGUACGCAGGAAUUGGUUGGGUGGUUUGGAGAAACAAAGAGGAUUUGCCCGAGGAACUCAUCUUCCAUAUCAAUUAUCUUGGUGCUGACCAACCCACUUUUACGCUCAAUUUCUCCAAAGGUUCGAGUCAAGUCAUAGCUCAAUACUACCAACUCAUUCGAUUGGGCCACGAGGGUUAUAGAAAUGUGAUGGAGAAUUGCAGAGAGAAUAUGAUCGUGUUAAGGGAAGGACUUGAGAAGACAGGAAGGUUCAACAUCGUAUCAAAAGAAGAGGGAGUACCGCUUGUCGCUUUCUCCUUGAAAGACAGCAGCUCUCACACUGAGUUCGAAAUCUCCGACAUGCUUCGCAGGUACGGAUGGAUAGUGCCGGCAUAUACAAUGCCUCCUAACGCACAACACAUAACUGUUCUUCGAGUGGUCAUCAGAGAAGAUUUUUCAAGAACACUCGCAGAGAGACUUGUGAUCGAUAUUGAGAAAGUGAUGCGUGAGCUCGAUGAGCUUCCUUCACGAGUAAUCCACAAAAUUUCGCUGGAAGAGGAGAAGAGUGAAGCUAACGGCGAUAACUUGAUGGUGACGGUGAAGAAAACCGAUAUGGAGAAGCAGAGAGAGAUCAUCAAUGGCUGGAAGAAGUUUGUUUCCGACAGGAAGAAGACAAAUGGUAUCUGUUAACUGAAAUAAUAAUAUAUAAUGAAAAUGUUUGGACUGCUUUAUCAAUAAUGCAUUUGCACUAAUUCGGAGAUUUGAAGGUUUUUACUUUAUUGUUGUUGAACAAUUUAAUUAGUACUUGUAAUAUUUUUUUUUAAUAUUAUUGUGACAUUUUGAAAAUGAUCAUACAAGAGAUUUAUUUAUUAUAAUAUUUUUAUAACUGAACUUGUAUCAUCAUUUUAUAAUGUGCAACAAUAAGCAAAAAAAAAAAAAAGUUACACAAUGUAGUAGUAAACUCUGUUUAAUCGAUACAAGAAAUUUAUUUAUGAUAUUUUUCAAAUAAACUCUAAGCUGGAGCAGGAGCACUAUGGCUAGAGCAAUGUUUCUCAACAUAGUUGUUAACGAAAGGGUUACGGAAGGAUCUGAAAACCGUAUGCUUACAAUUUUCAUUCAACGUCUUGAUCAUGGCACAACAUUCAGAACCAACGGUUGUUUUUUUGGUUAACGUCUUCAUCAAACAUUUUGUUACCAUCUUGUAACUGGAAAAGCACUCCUUUAAUUCCCGAUUUGGGCUGUGUUUGUGGAUAGCCGAGGGCGCCUGAGCGUAACCUGACCAUUAGAGCUCUUCGUCAUCUGUUGGGUCAAUGAAUUGAGAUGUGACACAGCUUGAAAAGAGAAUUAUUGCAACAAAAAUUGUGAGAUGCUUCAUUUUCUUUGGAUUCUUUGUCGAUGUGAAAUUGAAAAUUGAGAAAAAAAGAAUAUUCUUUUUGUUUUGGAUGUCUUUAAGAUGAAACUACGUCAGGGUUUAUAUAGAAGUUUACAAUAAAUACUUUUAUAACAUAUACAAACAAAAUAUAGAAAGAAUCAUGUCUAUAAUUGUUUAUAUUCGAUUAAGGACAUAAAUCUAAAAUUUGCAUCUUUUUAACCCAAAAAGAUUGUAUAAUAUCUUAAUGUUGACCAAAAAUAGGGUAUAAUAUCAUAAUAAUACUCUGAGAUAAUAUCAUUUAAAUAGUAUUUGUGCUAAAUAAGUUUUGUAUAUAUUUGAAAUUUAUUAUAAUUUUGAUAAAUUAAAUUUUAGAUAAAAAUGUAUAGAUAUUUUUGAUUGGUUAACAAUAUAAGAAUAAAAUUAAUUUUUAUUAAAUUAUAUUAAUCAUCUAACCACAUGCAUCUCCAUAUCAUAUAAAAAUAUGAUUUUAAAGAUUGAAUCAAGCAAUUUAGAUUUCAAUCCUAAUUUUUAUUUUUAAUUAUUUAAUUAAUUAAGUAAUAGGAUAAAUUUUAGUUGAUGAGUCUUCAGUCAUAAGAACAUAAAAAAUAAGCAAAAUUAUUUAAAAGUAUGAAGAAUAUGACAAAUAGGUAAAAUCUCUGAUUUAGAUUUUAUCCUAAUUCUUAUUUUACUUAUUUAAUUAAUUUUAAAUAAUAAGAUAAAUUUUAAUUGAUGAUUCCUCAAUCAAAAUCAUACGAGUUCGAUAAAUAAGAAAAUUAUCUAAAAUUAUGGUGAAUAUAACAAAUAAAGAAAAUCAUUUUCAGAUAAUAAUAGUAUAGAUAGAAGAUG